Paramacrobiotus metropolitanus is the source of this 2051-nucleotide messenger RNA. RefSeq names its product transmembrane protein 151 homolog. NCBI's taxonomy places the organism in Eukaryota, Metazoa, Tardigrada, Eutardigrada, Parachela, Macrobiotidae. Bases 1376 to 1900 code for a protein of 174 amino acids. The record is from RefSeq and is a predicted model, not a curated record. The transcript has 10 exons.
CCCUUCGCCAAAUUUUUGUAUCGUUUGGUGUUUAUCUCGGAUAUCACGCAACACACCGGCACCGUGAGAGCCGGCGUGGGCGACCAGUUUGUAUACGUACGAUGGGGUCGGUCAAUCCGGACAAUAUUGUACAGUUACCGGACGAGACUGGCGGAUGUAGUCGGUCAUCCACUGAUGUCUGCUGUGUCUGCGGUCGAUCGACCAUUGGCCACGGGCUGCUGUACGGCGGCAAAGUGUGUAACAGCUGUGCGGCAUUCUUUUUACGGGCAUCAAAAGUUCUCCCGCAGUACAGUUACAAGUGCGCAUUAUACAACAUGUGCCCGACACCAGCCAGCGCGAAACCCAUGUGCAAAGCCUGCCGAUUGCGUAAGUGUCUGGCAGCCGGGAUGAAAUUGAACCCCCGCACGCGCACGGCAGUGCAGCAAGUGACUGCAGUCCCUUCCGCAGCAGCAUCUAGCCAGUCCGACCCGCAACGGGCCCCGGGUGAGUUCUUCGAUCCGUUCAAUCAUGAGAAACUCGUUUGGCCGACAAUACAGAGAAAUCCAAGAGGCAGACAUCUGCGACAAGUACCACGCAUUCUAAUGAUUCUGUACAAGUGUAUUAAAUACCGGCGAACCUGGUUCCACGGCGUUCUUGAGACAGUGUGGCGCUUGCAAGAGAAAUACAGCUGCUGUUUCAGAUGUUGGAGAAUGCUCGUCACGUGAGCGCCAUUCCGGAGGCGUCUCACACGCUGCCGCCACGUCCGCGCCCAUCCCCAGCACGAGUGCCUGUGCAGUGGAGAAAGGCCGAUUUAGUGCGGCCGCCGCUGCUGGUCCCUCGCCCAGCAGAACCGUAUCGGUCAUUUACCGCAGUCGUGUGGAUUCUGCGGACAGCGGCAUCGAAUCAGCGGUAUUACGCUCUCCGUCCAGUGUUUCGGCCCGCCUGGCGGCCGCCCAGGAGACCGCCGCCCGUCUGUCGCCCAUUGUGGCCCGCUACUGGGAUCUGACACGCGAAAAGAGCGUCCUGCUGCAGCAGGCGGCUGGCGGUAUUGCCAUCGCCCAGGCAGCGGCCUACGGCGACCAGAUUCAGGCUUUUGAUGAUUUUAUGCAGCUGGCAGUGUGCGAGGGACUGGUGCCGCACCAGCCGCAGACCACUCCGGCACGCGCCCUGAUGGCCAUCGAGAACUGCAUCACCGAUCAGGUUCGACGUCUGGGGCGUUUUGCAUCUUUCCUGCCGGGAUUCGGGAAUUUCAGUGAAGAAGAUCAGAAAACUCUCCUAAGGGAAAAGUACCUGAUAUGUAAUCUGGUUCGUACCUACCUGCAUAACCUUUUUGUAGGUAAACUCGCGGUCGGCAUUUUUUAAUGGACAAAUAAAAAUAAAAUAAGAGUGGAUCAACAUGCUGAACGUGUCCAAAUAUUUCCACAAAGGCGAACACUACUGGUACAUGGCCGGCGAAGAUAGUCUGCAUAAUUGCCGCUACUGGCUGGAAGUGCUCGGCUUCGAUCCGGACUUUAUUUCCUUCAAUGAAGCCUUCUACGUACAGGUCAACAGCAUCGGCUUGACCACCACGGAGAAGUAUUUGCUGCUGUCGGCGGCAGUAUUUUGUCCAGAGGUCACCACCGCCUCGAGUAAACUCACGAUGGAAUUCAUGUACGCGUACUACCUGGAUGCGCUGUUCUACAUGAUCGGACACCGUGUACCGCUGCAGCUGCGCUCCGGCGUGUACAGUCAAGUGGAAAGCGUCAUCCGCCUGUUCCCCACCUGCGACCGCAUCUCCAUGCAGUUUGUCGGCGAUCUGGAUGUCAGUGUCGUGCCGGUGCAGCCGCGCUCGGCGGCCUUUCGAGACUGUCUUGGGCCCGCGGAUUAUAACGGUGCGGAUAAAGAAUCUCCUGUGCACUGGCCCUUUUUGGCGUAUUAUUAGCCCUGUGAUGGUUUAGCUGCAUUUUAAAUUGUUGUAGCCUCAGCUGACCGAAUGUUUUCCCUCUUUUAAAUUGUUUUUUUAACUUUAAAAUUUUUCUUUUUAUUGUUCCACUUUUUUUUAUCGAUUGCGAUAUGCCAGGAACGCCCGGGUC